AUGACUAAUCAAGUUAAGGAAAACUUUGGCUCCAGUGCCAGUCAUUCAGAAAAAUCUGUAUCACUAAAAGAAAAUAUGAAAAUGAUGAUGGACUCAAGUGAAAGCGAGGAAAAAUUAGAAAAUGAAAUUCCAAAUCCUGUAGAAGUUUUAAUUAAAAAAAUAUUAUUGAAUAUGUAUUGGAUAAACGUAUUGAAAAUGAAGAAGACCCACUUCUUUGGUGGAAAUUCCAACGACGACAUCAUCCAACUGAUUCGAGACGGUUUGCACGAACACAUCGGAGCCGAAAAGUUACGAGGCCUUCUGAAAAUCCUUCCCGAAGUCGACGAACUCGAUAUGCUAAAAUCCUUCGACGGCGACAGGACGAAACUGGGAAACGCCGAAAAGUUCCUUAUGCAACUCAUACAACUGCCAAAUUACAAAUUACGGAUAGAAAGCAUGCUACUAAAAGAAGAAUUCGCUACAAAUUUAGGAUACUUAGAACCCAGCAUCAACGCCAUGAUUUACGCAGGAGACGAUCUGAUGACCAACAAAUCCCUGCAAGAAGUUUUAUACAUGGUCCUCGUUGCCGGAAAUUUCCUAAACUCCGGAGGAUACGCCGGAAACGCAGCAGGAGUCAAAUUAUCAUCCUUGCAAAAAUUGACUGAUAUUAGGGCUAAUAAACCAGGAAUGAAUUUGAUACACUACGUCGCCUUGCAGGCUCAGAGAAAAAACAAGGAACUUCUUAGGUUUCCUGAUCAGAUGACGGUGUUGGAGAGCGCUUCCAAGACAACUGUAGAACAAUUACACAACGAAAUAAACGCUUUAGAUGCACGAAUUAAAAAAAUUAAAAUACAAAUCGAUUUACCGACGACCGAGAUGGAAAUCAAGCAGCAAAUGGAGGAAUUUUUACAAAUAGCAACCCGAGAACUCGAGUCCCUCCACCGUUCAAUGUCGGAACUAGAAUCCGUCCGCCGAUCUCUGAGCGAGUUCUUCUGCGAGGAUUCGGCUUCGUUCAAACUCGAGGACUGCCUUCGCGUCUUUCACGGCUUUUGCACUCGGUUCAGACAGGCGGUGGCGGAGAACGAGAGGCGCCGAGUAUUGGAGGAGCGCGCUGCCGAGAGACGGAGACAGAGAGAGGAGCAGUUGGCUGGGAAGAGGAGACAGUUUGGCCAAUUAGGAACACCCACCUCAGAUUCAGACAACAAUUUAGUGGACGCCCUUUUCUACGAAUCCAGGACCGGAUAUCCGCAAAUGAAGUCCCGUCGUGCAACAAACGGUUCCGAAGAAGAAAUCUCCUUAACAGGCAGUCCGGCCCUGACGAGACGACGUUUCGGCUCCUUCAAUAGCGGCGGACCCAUCAUUGCGGGCGAUAUAAACCGAGACGACAGUUGUGCAUCGCCAGACGUUACACCAAAUGGCAGCCUGAGACGCCGGAGAAGUCGCGUUUUGUCAGAGGAGGACGAAGGGAAUUUGAUGGAAUUUUUAAGGGCCUCCGGACAUGACAGUACGAGGGAAAGAAAGUCUUGGGGAAGCUUAGAUCGUUCGUGGGCUCGCCACGCGCGCACGGGCAGCGCUUCGCGCAAGCGUCCCGAUUUGCUGAGCACUGAUUGGGCCGGCGGACGCGAACGAGCGAAUUCUCCAUCGCCAUUGGCCGAACAGACGACGAACGACCAAUCACAAGCACCAGGCCAGGGCCAGGGCCAAGACCAGGACCAAUCACAGCAGGCUAUGGUUAAUAAUAAGCCGAGAUACGUUGCAAAGGAAUGGAGGCAAAAAAUCGAAUCCUGGCUUCAGGCUAACGAAAAGGAAGACCUGCAGAAUCAGGAUUUGACCAGGAGGUCGUCCAGAAGGAUUCCGAGUAACAGAAGGUCGCUCGAAGAUUCAGAAAGCGAGCGCAGUUCGACCCUGGACCCCUUACCGGAGGGCAAACUGGCCCAACAGCACAACGGGGCCCCUUACAAAAGGGUCUACACGGACUGGAAGACCUCCGCCUUGGACAAAACCGAUGUUGUUAGGACUAUGGAGGCUAUUGAAGUCAGCCAGAUAUCAAGCAUCAAAGACAAAUCAGCCUGGCGCAAAUCCACUCUAAACGUGCCGAAUUCAACCGAAGACACCGAAGCCGAACUUCGACGAAACGCCCGACGCCACCAACCGCAACCGCACCGAACCCUAAAAUCACCCACUUCACCCACCGGUUCGGUUCUCAACUCAAUCCACGAAGAGGACGACAGGCACCGUAAAAACAUAAUAGCGUCUUUAGGCGACAGGCCGGCGACUGACAGACUCACCCUGUACAUGAGACUGUCGCCUAAGGCCGAAAAGAAACUGCUAGCCCAACCUAAACAAACAGAUAUAGAUUCUGAUAACAUAGAAACACCGCCUGCUACUAGGAGAUUGUUUAGUCCGACGAGAGAUGGCGGGAGUAUUAUUAAGGAUGUAGGUGGUGAAGUGGGUAAGGAGUUGGGUUAUACGUUGAAGGAUGGGUUUGUGCCAAAGGAUAGUCUGGGGGCUAAUAAAGAGGCUGAAAAUAAAUUGGCCGAGGUUUUGGGCGAUGGCCAGUUUGAUAGGUUUUCUUCGGCCAGGAGGACUCGGAGGUAUAAGAGGAGUACGGAUUAUGCAAGCGGUACCGACCAAGACACAUCUCCAAAAUCACCAUCCGACCUCCAACCGCAGCGCCCCUCCCAACUGGCGGUGCAGGAGCAAACCACAACCGAACCACCACCAGUCGACCAAAACUGUGAUAAAGAAACCAGGCUGAAAAUGUGGCAAGAACGUUUGAAAAACCAGGAAAGAACUCAAGGGGACGAUGAAGUCGAUAAUAAAAAUGAAAAAUGGCCCAAAGGUAAUAAAGUUACACAGUUGGUGGUGCGUUUGCCUCCAAAACUCCGAGAACACGAUUUAAACGACGAAGGGUUUGAAGAGACGCAAAGUUUGGUAUCGGAGAGCCCUAGUCAAGGGACUUCUUCGGGUUGUAAUUAUGAAACUGAUGGGAUAGUUGAUACAAAAUGUGCCAUCGGGGUUGUUUCGGAUAAAUUAAAAACGCUGAUUGAUAGGAACAAUAAAAGUUUGGCGAGGAGCAAAAGUAUGCGCACGUCCUUGAAUCCGGUGCUGAAACGUGCAGAAGACCCUACAAGAAAAACUAUCAUCCCUCGUAGGUCCACAAGUUUGCGUAAAACCGAAAGCCAAAAUAGUGUAGAACGUUCUAAUUCCCGGACAAGCCUGAGAAGUUCUAGAAGUUCCCUAAACAGCACCGCUUCAGUAAACACUGUCAAAAAAGUGCCUUUAGAUAAAACUUCAACCCCAAACCCUAACACCUCAACCCCUAUUUUACGUAUGAUAAACCGCCCUGCACCUCCAACAAACCCUAACAAACGCCCUUUACCAUCUUCUUCCUCUAAACCAAGAAUUCCGGCCAGUAGGAGCAGUUCCAGCGGUUCUAGUGUAGGGCCAACCCUUGUCAGAAAACCACCAGUAAGAAUUACUGGCCAAAGUUUUAAAGAGAAUUUAGGUAAACCUGCAAAUGUUCCGGCUAGCAGAAGUUCCAGCAGCGGUUCUAGUAUUGUUAGAAGUUCCAGCAAUCAGAGGCCCAAAAAUGGGUUUAUGAGACCCACUACGUCGAGUGCAACCAAAUCGAAUAGUAAGACGCCGGCUAAGAUUUAUAUAGGGAAAUAG
This is a messenger RNA of Ctenocephalides felis (cat flea), 3651 nucleotides long. RefSeq lists its product as uncharacterized. The record is from RefSeq and is a predicted model, not a curated record. Lineage: Eukaryota; Metazoa; Arthropoda; Insecta; Siphonaptera; Pulicidae. Bases 1 to 3651 code for a protein of 1216 amino acids. The transcript is spliced from 15 exons.